AUGGUGAAAAUUUCAUUGACAUAUGGAAUACAAAUAGCAGAUGAUCCGAAGUUCUUAAAGAUUACUGUUCUUGCUGUACGAAAAAAUAAACAAGAAAUUGUCAGUAUAUUUCUGGAACACGGUGUUAAAGUGCUUGACGUUAAUUCCGAGGGAAAAACUCUUCCACAUCACUGUGUUUCUUCUAGUUCUGAUAAAUCUAGAUAUAAAAAAGCUGAAAUGCUUUUCAACCGAGGAGCAGCCAUCUAUGUUCACAUUCCAAACAGUUCACUUUUUUUCGAUGAAAUGGAAAAUGAUCAUCACGAUAUAGCUCGAUUAUUAUUACGUAAUCAUGGCGAUGUUCAUUACAUUAAUUCAGAUGGUAAUAUUCUACUUCAUAUGGCCAUAGCAAAUAUUAGAAUCGAUUUUAUAGAAACUUUGCUCCGAGAAGGCGGUAAUCCAAAAGCUACAAAUAAACAAGGAAAACAUCUUUUUACAUUAUUCGUGAGCCCCAUGACAAUAAAUUCAAUUUUCGUUUAG
Messenger RNA from Chelonus insularis, 516 nucleotides. RefSeq lists its product as uncharacterized. Lineage: Eukaryota; Metazoa; Arthropoda; Insecta; Hymenoptera; Braconidae. Gene Ontology annotation, molecular function: protein binding. The record is from RefSeq and is a predicted model, not a curated record. The coding region runs from base 1 to 516 and encodes 171 amino acids. The transcript has a single exon.